AUGUUCUUGAGUGAAGUGCUUGUAAAUAAUAUUGAGUAUUUCAUCUAGUACCUCUUGGCUGUGACCAAACACAGUAAAAUUUGCCAACGUUCCUUUUCAGUAAGGGAGGGGCUAAUUAAGAGCCCUUCAUAAAUACUUUAAAUUUUUUUCAACUGCUUCUAGGAUCUUAAGUUGCAGUGAGCACACACAUUGCUAAAGAUCAAGAAGAACAACACAACACACUAUAAAUGUUGCUGGUUGUGAUAACUGAUACAUAUUAAAAGAGAAACAGAAAGGCUGUUGGCUGGAGAUAAGGAGGGUGUGGCAAGUGUGACAGAGAUUCAUGGAGAUUGAGGAGGAGAGGGCAAAUGGGAGAAGCUCUGUGGAGGUUACAGAGAGAUCAGAAGGAAGAACAAGUAAGUAUGGGCAGGCUGCCAUUGCUGAUUCUAUGUAUUUGGUUUGGGAAAAUCUGAGUGUUAUGGUUCCAAAUCUCUGGAAUGGACAAAGUAAAAGGCUCCUGCUUGAUGGUCUCAAUGGCUAUGCUGAACCUGGUAGAAUCAUGGCCAUUAUGGGUCCUUCUGGUUCUGGGAAAUCAACUCUUCUUGACUCAUUAGCAGGUCGGCUGGCACAAAAUGCAGUCUUGACAGGAAAUAUUCUUCUUAAUGGGAAGAAGAGAAGGCUAGAAUAUGGCAUUGUGGCCUAUGUGACCCAAGAGGAUACAAUGUUGGGGACUCUAACAGUGAGAGAAACUAUAGCGUAUUCAGCCAACUUGAGGCUUCCAAGUUCUAUGACCAAAGAAGAAGUAAAUGAUAUUGUGGAAGGAGCAUUAUUGGAAAUGGGUCUACAAGAGUGUGCUGAUGGGAUUGUUGGAAACUGGCAUUUAAGAGGAAUUAGUGGGGGAGAGAAGAAAAGAUUGGGCAUUGCAAUGGAAAUCCUCACGAGACCAAGCCUCUUGUUCCUUGAUGAACCAACUAGUGGCCUUGACAGUGCUUCUGCUUUCUUUGUUAUUCAAGCUCUUAGGAGUAUUGCUCAUGAUGGAAGAACUGUUAUCUCUUCGAUUCAUCAGCCGAGUAGCGAGGUUUUUGCUCUGUUUGAUGAUCUUUUUCUACUUUCAGGAGGCCAAACUGUUUACUUUGGAGAAUCAAAAAUGGCAGCUGAGUUCUUUGCAGAAGCAGGAUUUCCAUGUCCAAGGCAAAGAAAUCCUUCUGAUCACUUCCUUCGCUGCAUUAAUUCAGAUUUUGAUGCAGUCAAUAUGACUUUAAUGAGUUCUCAAAGAGUAAGUGCAACCAAACUACUAACUACUUACAAACAGUUUUACUUUCAUAGAUUGAUGAACCUGUAUACUUCCUACAGCUGCAUAAAAAUUAGAUCCUCAAAUCUAACUCUCUUAAAAUCGCACUGCCCACUAAUAAUGCUCGAUGCUUUCUGUUGUCAUAUUGUAAGCUUUCGUGUUUACCAUUUUCUGUUUCUGUUACUUAAGGAAAACCAAAAACCUAUAGACCCUUUAUCGAAGUUUUCAACAGCAGAGAUGAAAGCAAAACUAGUAGGGAAGUACAAAUGCUCAGAGCAUGAGGCCAAAGUGAAAAUUAGGAUGAGAGAGAUAUCAGAAAUGAAAGGAUUUUCUAUACCAACUAAGAAAUGUGGAAACCAAGCUACAUGGUUGAAGCAACUCUCAACAUUGACUAGAAGAUCAACGGUGAACAUGUCCAGAGAUUUAGGCUAUUACUGGAUAAGAAUAAUUAUCUACAUACUCUUGUCCAUAUGUGUGGGCACGAUAUUCAUAAAUGUUGGUACAAGCUAUUCCGAUGUCUUUGCAAGGGCAUCUUGUGCAGCAUUUAUAUCUGGAUUUAUGACUUUCAUGGCGAUUGGAGGCUUUCCAUCAUUCAUUGAAGAAAUGAAGGUGUUCCACAAGGAAAGGCUGAAUGGGCACUAUGGGAUUGCUGUAUACACGUUAUCACAUUUUCUAUCUUCAUUCCCAUUCUUAGCUUUCAUGUCUUUUGCUUCUGCAACUAUAGUCUUCUACAUGGUCAAAUUUGAAACCGAGUUCUCUCGUUACGUUUUCAUCUCCCUUGACCUUCUCAGCUCCAUCGCAGUUGUAGAAAGCAUCAUGAUGAUCAUUGCUUCAUUAGUUCCCAACUUUUUGAUGGGUGUCAUCAUUGGAGCUGGUUACAUUGGUAUCAUGAUGAUGACUUCUGGUUACUUUAGGUUCGUACCAGAUCUUCCUAAGGUGUUCUGGCGUUACCCAAUGUCAUAUAUUAACUUUGGCGCCUGGGGUCUACAGGGCGCAUACAAGAACGAUUUGAUAGGAUUGGAAAUCGAUGCGGGUCUACAAGGAGGUCUAAAAAUAAAAGGAGAAGUGAUCCUUGAAAUGCUGCUAGGAUAUCAAGCUCAUCACUCCAAGUGGUUGGACUUAGGAGCUGUGUUAAUCAUUCUAGUCACUAGCAGGUUCCUCUUUAUUGUCAUACUCAAACUGAAGGAGAAAAUCUCACCUUUUCUUCAAACAUUCUACACGAAGCAAACUUUACGACGUAUCGGUAAGCCAUCCUUGGCUAUUAGAAAAGCUAAAGUCCCACAGUUCCCUUCCAAGAGACAUCAUCAACCUCUUUAUUCAUUGUCUUCUCAAGAAGGUCUCAACUCACCAAUCAAUUGAAGUGAGUGGGAUGAAGCAACUUUCUUUCAUACUAUAGCAUUGAAGGAGUUUAAAUUUACCCAAUUGAUAGGAAAGCAAAAAAAAAAAUACAAAUACAGAGAGAGAUGUUUUAGAUCUUUUAUAGUGAUGAAAAUUGUGCUUUCGUUAAGGAUGAUGGUGAAAACAAAGUUCGUUUUUAUUGUUAUCACUCAAGCUACGAGUAGAGACUUAUCAUUUAUUAUUUUGGAUUGCUGUAUAUUUUAUGAGGUUAUUUCUUAUAAA
This is a messenger RNA of Cucumis sativus (cucumber), 2890 nucleotides long. Its product is annotated as ABC transporter G family member 12. Lineage: Eukaryota; Viridiplantae; Streptophyta; Magnoliopsida; Cucurbitales; Cucurbitaceae. Gene Ontology annotation, cellular component: membrane. The record is from RefSeq and is a predicted model, not a curated record. Gene Ontology annotation, molecular function: ATP binding; ATP hydrolysis activity; ABC-type transporter activity. Bases 323 to 2629 code for a protein of 768 amino acids. The transcript is spliced from 8 exons.